AUUUCACCUCGGAACCGGACUCGGACUCCUACCUGGUAGCGCCGUCGCACCUUCUCGUCAGCCUGCCGCGCAAGCCUCGCUACUCCCUACCAGUGUGCCAACCCAUCAUCACCACCUGAGCUGGACCACCUCGAUACUGCCAUGCUGCUCCGUCGACGUGCCACUGAGUCCUGUCCACAAGCGUCGUCCAAUGUGUCGCUGAAGCGGAAAGGCCUUGCCGACUUAUGUGGAGAACCACGUCAAUUGGAAUCAGCGAUCACCCGCUCCGCCACCACGAAGAACGCCUUUUCCGCGUUCAAGCGCACCAAGUGCAUUAGCUCCGACGACGCUGCCAAGAAGGUCGUUGCCGACAGUCCACGGGCCAAAUGGCGCCUCCUUGACACCGAAACCAAGCUGCAGAUGCAACGCGUUCCUGUCAUCGAGUUUGGUCGAUUUGAAAUCGAGACGUGGUAUCCAAGUCCAUACCCCACGCACAUGUACCCCGACAACAAGCUCUUUGUGUGCGAGAAUUGCCUUGGGUACACGUCGACGAAGCGGUUGCUAGAGCACCAUCGGAGCGACGACUGUCCAUUGGCCAAGCAACGUCCUCCAGGCCGUACCGUGUACGAGGAAGCCCUGCCGGACGCUCCAUCGCCCUCGUCGUCGUCGUUAAUCCUCGUGGAGGUGGACGGCAUGGCGAGUUCCACGUACUGCCAGAACCUGUGCCUGCUGGCCAAACUGUUCAUGGACCAAAAGACUCUGUACUUCGACGUGAGCGUGUUCUGGUUCUACCUGCUUUGCAUUUACGACAAGCGCAGCGGAAACGUGCAUCCUGUGGGGUAUUUCUCCAAGGAGAAAGCCAAUCCCGACCAGUACAACCUGUCGUGCAUUGUCGUGUUCCCACCCUACCAACGAAGGGGCUAUGGGUCGCUGCUCAUUUCGCUCUCUUAUGAACUCACCAAGCGGGAGCACACUGUGGGCACGCCCGAAAAGCCGCUCUCAGUGCUUGGCCGCGCAGCGUACAUGGAGUACUGGCGCUUUGUGCUCCUCACGGAGCUGUGCAAGAUGGGUGGCAGCAGCAGCACCACCACUUCUUCCACAACCAUAUCCAUUCAAAAGCUCAGCGCCGCAACUGCCAUCACGCCCGACGACAUCGUCGCGACGCUGCGCGAGUGCCCAGGCGUUGUCGUGUCCGACAAGUCCACCCGAGGCUCUCCUACCACGAAGCCAUCGUUUGGAAUGUGCCUUGCCACGGCGUCGGCCUUGGUGGCUGCCUCUAGACCCGUGCGGGUAUGCAAACCCCGCCAGUUGAAAUGGAAACGACCCACGAAACUACGUUAACACUGUUGUAUUUAUACCCCACAUGUCCGCA
Molecule: messenger RNA, 1351 nt
Organism: Aphanomyces astaci
Lineage: Eukaryota; Oomycota; Saprolegniomycetes; Saprolegniales; Verrucalvaceae
Exons: 2
Coding region: 142-1320 (392 amino acids)
Biological process (GO): regulation of DNA-templated transcription
Molecular function (GO): histone acetyltransferase activity
Source: RefSeq, a predicted model, not a curated record